AUGGCCUUUGAGAAGUUCGAUUGUGUCAAGAUCGGGCAUUCUGUAGACAAGAUUGAUCUGUUGUCGUCGUCCAAACCUUCUCGUGGUUUUGUGGGCGACGGCGGCAGAGGCACGCUCGUGGAGUCGAAUGUCGAGGGAAGCUGCAGUAGUUGGGACAUUCUGUCAUACGCCCCGGAUGUUAUGAGAGCCGUGUUUGGAAGCACGAGAGCCGUGUUUGGAAGUAUGAGAGCCGUGGUUGGAAGUAUGAAAUUCGUGGUUGAGGAACAAGAGAGAGCCAAAGUCUUGUCCGGUAUGGAAGACCGGUAUACAUCAGAAUACAGACGGGCCUUGUCCAAGGCGGGUGUCGUCGCUCAGGUCGCGUGUCGUCGCUCAGGGCGGGUGUCGUCGCUCAGGGCGGGUGUUGGUCCGUCUCCACCUGACAAGCAUGGAUAA
Molecule: messenger RNA, 432 nt
Organism: Didymella exigua CBS 183.55
Lineage: Eukaryota; Fungi; Ascomycota; Dothideomycetes; Pleosporales; Didymellaceae
Exons: 3
Coding region: 1-432 (143 amino acids)
Source: RefSeq, a predicted model, not a curated record